Cryptomeria japonica (Japanese cedar) is the source of this 2232-nucleotide messenger RNA. RefSeq names its product BTB/POZ domain and ankyrin repeat-containing protein NOOT1. Gene Ontology annotation, biological process: plant organ development. The transcript has 2 exons. The record is from RefSeq and is a predicted model, not a curated record. Bases 749 to 2206 code for a protein of 485 amino acids. Gene Ontology annotation, molecular function: protein binding. NCBI's taxonomy places the organism in Eukaryota, Viridiplantae, Streptophyta, Pinopsida, Cupressales, Cupressaceae.
UUGUUCCCUCAAAUGUGAAUUAUUUGGGGUAUCCGGAGUCUUCUAGCGUCUUUACAGAUGGGGAGACUUUACUCUUUUAACUCUGAGAGUUUUGUACUGUAAAUAGGAGAAUCUGGAUUUGAUAAUGGAGUGGGUAUUGACAGGUUGCUACCAUGGAGGGGCCGCUAAGCAAAGUCAACUGUUGUGUAAAUUCGAAAUGCAUAUAUAUGGAGUCUUGGGUUUCAUACAUUUCAUAUGAAGGCGAUGGCGAUGGCUUGCCGACAUUAGCAGAUUUGUGGACGCCUGUUUGCAGGUGCAAUCGUGUGAGAGGGUAAAGGAAGAAGGAUAAGGAUAACGAAAAGGGAGGGACUGAAAUAGAGGAUGAGGUGCAAUACCCAGUCUACAUCUGUUUCGGAAAUAAACUGGGACGUUGGUAUAUGAGGAGAUUAUGAGGAAUUGCGGUUGUUGAAUCAAGAUCAAAAGAAGGUUAUUGCAGAAGUGGAAUCAAUAUCAAAAGAAGGUUAUAGCAGAAGUGGAAUCAAGAUCAAAGGAAGGUCAUUUUGGAAGUGGAAUCAAGAACAAAAUAUUUACCAAAAAUUGUGGAAAUGGAAUCAAGAACAAAGAAAUAUUAAGAAGAAUUGUGAAAUCAGGAACAAAGAAAGACUUCAUCAACUAGGAAUAGCGUUUUCUGGGUAACUCAUAGCCUGUUCUAUCUCAUACUGAAGGCAUGGCUGUUGUAUGAUAGACGGGUCAAGAGAAAGGAAACACAAUGAAUCCGGAUGAUCCACUGAAGAGCGUGUCAUUGGACUUCUUGAAUCUGCUCAUCAAUGGGCAGGCCUUCAGUGAUGUGAUUUUCAGUGUGGAGGGAAGGCAAGUCCAUGCCCACAAAUGCAUUCUGGCUGCCCGGAGUCCCUUCUUCCGGAUGAUCUUCUGCAACAACGAGGCCAUGAAUGAGCGUGGUGAUAGUUCUUGUGCUCAGGUGAUUCCUGUGGGAGUUGUGGGGUAUGAAGUAUUUAUGGCGGUUUUGCAGUUCUUGUACAGUGGACAGGCGUGCAUAGUUCCACAGAAGCACCAAGGGAGGCCCAACUGUAGGGAGAAAGGAUGCUGGCAUACCCAUUGUGCAUCUGCUAUUGACCUCGCCCUCGACACUCUUUCCGCUGCUAAUUUCUUUGGCGUUGAUCAGCUCUCCAUUAUCACGCAGAAACAGCUAGUGAGCAUGGUGGAGAAAGCGUCGAUAGAGGAUGUAACGAGAGUUUUGAUGGCAGCAAGAAAGCAGGAUCUACAUUACGUAUGGAAUACAUGUUACCACCUGAUAGCCAGGUCUGGGUUACCUCCAGAGGUGCUAGCAAAGCAUCUGCCUGUAGAUGUGACUACUAAAAUAGAGGAGAUAAGGCUAAAAUCGAACUACGGAAGGGCCUUCCACCAGGUAGUGCCUGGCAACGAAGUGGGCAGCAAGGGCUCCAUGGAGGAUCAGAGGAUACGACGUAUGCAGAGAGCUCUAGACUCCUCAGACGUAGAACUGGUAAGACUCAUGGUGAUGGGCGAAGGGUUAAAUUUGGACCAAGCUCUGGCAUUGCAUUAUGCAGUAGCUAACUGCAGUAGAGAAGUAGUGAAGACAUUGCUAGAACUAGGAGCAGCAGAUGUGAAUCACCCAGGUCCUGGAGGAAGAACAGCUCUACAUAUCGCCUCAGAAAUGGUGAAUCCAGACAUGGUAGCAGUUCUUCUUGACCACCAUGCCAAUCCCAACGUUCGAACUUACUCUGGCACCACUCCCUUUGAUAUACUGCAAUCCUUGGCUUCAGACUUUCUGUCCAGAGGGGGAGGAAUUAGCAUCCCCCAUUUUGAGCACAACAAGCUCAGGCUCUGCCUUGAACUUCUUCAAUCUGCUGCUCAGGUUUUGUCCAGAGAUGAAGAAACUUCCACUUCAUUGCAACUGCAGCUUGAAACAAGUGCUGCUGCUGCUGAUCAUCAUCAUCCUCAUAAUAAUAAUAAUAAUAAUAAUAAUAGAGCUACUUCUUCUUCUUCCUCUUCUUCUGUAAGUGCUUUUGCUUUUACUCCUGGGACUAGUGUGAUGCAACAGGUACAGGGUCAUUGUGAGAUUAGUGAGGGAAGUAGUCAUCUUGCUGCUUUGGAUUCCACAAUGCUAUUCCUCAAUCUCACUGGCCAAUUGGCCUGUAAGGACACUCCUCAUGAUAUCAAUCCAUCAGAGAGUCCACGUGGGCGAUAAUGCUUGCGUGCCUCAUCUUUUAAAUA